Molecule: messenger RNA, 1043 nt
Organism: Meloidogyne enterolobii
Lineage: Eukaryota; Metazoa; Nematoda; Chromadorea; Rhabditida; Meloidogynidae
Source: the annotation of a GenBank genome assembly
UUCAUUAUUUUGCAACUAAAAUGCUUGAAACAGCUGAAUCUCAUAUUAAUAAACUUCCUUCUCUUUGGCAAAAUAUAACAACUCAACGUGAUUUCAAUACUUUAAAAUUUGUUGAAAUUCUAACAUCCUCGGAUUUUCCUGAAGUCGAAGCACGUAAAUGGGUUGAUGACAGAUAUCCCUUAACUAUACAGCUUUGCAUUCUAUAUGUUAUCGUUGUUUUUGGAACGAGGCAUUUUAUGCGCAAUAGAGAACCAUUUUCACUGUUUGUUCCGUUAAAUGUAUGGAACCUUUUUCUAGCAAUUUUCUCAACAAUGGGAGCUUUUAAACUUAGUUAUGAAUUUUUUGAAACAAUUCUGACACAUGGACUACAGAGUUCUUAUUGCCAUGUCCAUAAUUAUACUCUCGGAACAAACGGAUAUUGGGUCUGGCUUUUUAUUGUUAGUAAAAUGUUUGAAUUGAUGGAUACUGUCUUUUUGGCAAGUUCAGAAUUUUUGUAUUGGUUAAGGAAUAUUUUAGGUAUUGAGGAAACGACCAUUACUGUUUCUUCACUGACUAUGCUAUAUGCCUUCUAUUCCUACCCUAUUACACCAGCAUUCAAUCGGUGGGGCAUCUACCUAAACUAUUUGGUACAUUCAUAUAUGUACUCUUAUUAUUUUCUUCGCUCAAUGAAAAUUAAAGUGCCUGGCCCAGUUGCUAAAUUUGUAACUACUAUUCAAAUUUGGCAAUUUAUUAUUUCUGUUGCCAUUCUAAUACAUCUUGGAUGGUUAACUUUUGUAGAAAAUGUUAAAUGCGACUUGGAUAGUAAAGUUUUUGCAUUUGCUGUUAGCAUGGAUGUCAGUUAUUUAAUUUUAUUCAUUAAUUUCUUCCUUCAUGCCUAUGUUUUGAGAGGUGGAAAGACAAAAUAUCGAACUGAUAAGGCUAGUAAUGGGUCUGCUAAUGCAAAAAAGGAUGAACAAUCAAAUCCUAGUGAAGCAUUGUUUUUGAGCAAUGGUGAAUUGCGCAAGAAUGAACAGGAGAAAUCAAAGGAGAAAUUAAUUAAUUAA